Portunus trituberculatus (swimming crab) is the source of this 4658-nucleotide messenger RNA. It is a transcript of the gene Pms2, whose product is annotated as mismatch repair endonuclease PMS2-like. Lineage: Eukaryota; Metazoa; Arthropoda; Malacostraca; Decapoda; Portunidae. Gene Ontology annotation, biological process: mismatch repair. Gene Ontology annotation, molecular function: ATP hydrolysis activity; ATP binding; ATP-dependent DNA damage sensor activity. The transcript is spliced from 13 exons. The record is from RefSeq and is a predicted model, not a curated record. Bases 146 to 2998 code for a protein of 950 amino acids. Gene Ontology annotation, cellular component: MutLalpha complex.
GAAGCAGCCACGUGGAAGGCAGGCAGCAGUGGGCGGUGGGCGGGCGGCGUGGGCGGCUGCGCGGCAGACAGACGAGCCAGUUGAACGCGAGCGUGGCGGGAAAGGAAGGAGUCAGCUGGGCAGUGACUGAGUGCAGAGUGUAAACAUGGAGGUGGAUGACGAAGGGCCGGCCACCACAGAGGCAGCCAAGGGGAUCAAGGCCAUUGACAAGACCACUGUCCAUCGCAUCUGCUCAGGACAGGUGGUUCUGACGCUGGCCAUCGGAGUGAAGGAGUUGGUAGAGAACAGUCUAGACGCCGGGGCCACAAGUGUCGAGGUGCGGCUCAAGGACCACGGCGCCACACUGCUGGAGGUGUCCGACAAUGGCAGGGGUGUGGAGGAGCACAACUUUGAAGGCCUCACACUCAAACACCACACCUCCAAGAUUCAAGACUUUGGUGAUGUUGUGGGUGUGAAGACCUUUGGGUUCCGAGGUGAGGCGCUGAGCUCACUGUGUGCCCUCAGCGACCUCACCAUCACCACACGACACGGCAGUAGUGAGGUCGCCACCAAGCUGACCUAUGACCACAACGGAAAGCUGAUAUCCAGAGCAGCUACGUCAAGACAGGUGGGGACAACAGUGUCGCUGCAGGGGCUGUUCUCCACACUGCCGGUGAGACACAAGGAAUUCCUACGCAAUGUUAAGAAGGAGUUCAACAAGAUGGUGCAGGUGUUGUAUGGCUACUGCCUCAUUUCCACUGGUGUCAGAAUCACUUGCACUAACCAGAAUGAGAAAGGCAAGAAGACUGUUGUUGUCUCCACCAGCGGCCACCCCACCAUUAGAGAAAACCUUUCCUCCAUAUUUGGGGCCAAGCAGGCUGCAAGUCUUCUGGAGUUCAAGCAAGAGUCAGCUUCUCAAGAUGUGCUGGAAGAGUUUGGCAUACCUGAGGUGGCUGCAGCAGGGAAGCCACGGUUUGCACUGGACGGUUUGGUGUCAACAUGUGCUCAUGGUCAGGGCCGCUCCUCCACCGACAGACAGUACUACUUCAUCAACUCCAGGCCCUGUGACCCUACCAAGGUGAUGAAACUGGUGAAUGAAAUCUUCCACCAGUACAACCGCCACCAGUUCCCCUGCGUGGUGCUCAAUAUCCGCCUGCAGGACGACAACGUGGACAUCAAUGUGACACCAGAUAAACGGCAGAUCCUGGUGUGCCAUGAAAAGCUGCUCCUGGCAACUAUCAAGACUUCCAUGCUGCAGCUGUAUGAACACAUCCCCAGCACUUACUCCAUGCACAACACCUCCCUCACCCCAACACACAACAUCACAAGCCCUAUUCUUAGCCCCUCCACCCCCACCACCUCAGCCAGCGCCAAGAUGAUCUCAGCCCUUGCUCAGAGGUUUGGCCGUUCCUCAUCUGGUUCUCCUCAGCCCACCACUCCUCCAGGAAUUCUCUCUGGGCUGAAACGUUCCUUCUCUCUCAGUAGCCAGUCCACACACAGCCCUGAGAAUAAACAGCCAAAAUUGAUGAGUUUCCUGAAGAAGGCCCCUGAGGAAAACACCAGUAAUGGGAACACCUUACCGGCCCUGGACAUGUGUAUAGAGGGCGUGUAUCCCCUGGCCUCCCAUGCAGCAGAAGGCAGCACACAUAGGGACACAGAGCCAGACAGUGUGCAGGAAGGUGAAAGCUCUGACAUGGAGGGUGUGGUGAGCAGUAUGGAGAAUGGUGAAGCUGUGAGUACUGCCUGUGAUAAUGGUGACAUGGAACCCAGUGAUAGUGACGUUACCCCUCAGUGUGACGAGCAUGACUUUUCAAACAGUGACACAGCUGAUACAAGUACAAAUAAGUCUUCACCUAGUAGAGAUGUACCUGGUAAGCCCAUGAGUCAUUUAAAUAGUUCUUCAUCAUUGUCGCCUAGUGUGGGUGUGAAGAGUGGAUCAGGUGUGAAGGCCAGCCCCCGCACACCUGUUUUGCCAGCCUCCUCCAACUGCAAGAAGGUUCACAGUGCAACGAGUGACUUCCUGAGCAAUCUAAUGGCUCGGAAAUCUCAGCUCAGUAACAAGAAAGUCAGUAAAGGGCAGGAUUCAGUUGACAAGUCUUCCUCAGUGAUGGAAUGCAAUGAUGAGUUGGAAGUGAUAUAUGAAGGAGUGACAAAUGGUGAGGGAAGUGUAGCAAAUGGUGAGGAAGGAAUGAGUAAUGGUGAUGCUGAGGUGAAGGAGAUGGUGUUGGUUCGUGAUGACUCCGGCACAGAUGGACCAGUACAAAACAGGAAGUGCAAAUUGGUUCAGUUUGAUCUAGAGUCGCUGAAGAGAAAACUAAGGAUCUUGCACAGGAGGGAGGAGCGUAAAGUGGUGCGGCGGUUCAAGGCAAAGAUCUCACCAACGGACAACACUGCGGCAGAAGAGGAGCUCAGGAAGGAAAUCUCGAAGGACAUGUUUGGUGAGAUGGAGAUCCUGGGGCAGUUCAACCUUGGCUUCAUCAUCACACGGCUUGGGCAGGACCUCUUCAUUGUGGACCAGCAUGCCACCGAUGAGAAAUACAACUUUGAGACCCUCCAGCAGACCCAUGUCCUGCAGAACCAGCGCCUCAUCGCCCCACAGACGCUGGAGCUCACAGCCAUUGGAGAGGCCACGCUGCUCGACAACCUGGAGAUAUUCCGCAAGAACGGCUACGAGUUUUUGGUACGGGAGGAGCAGCCAGUGGGACGUCGGGUGAGCCUGGUGACCAUGCCAGUGAGCCGCGGGUGGGAGUUUGGUCGAGGCGAUGUGGAGGAGCUGAUAUUCAUGCUCUCUGAUGCUCCAGGGACAAUGUGCCGACCAUCGCGUGUCAGGGCCAUGUUUGCCUCCCGGGCCUGCAGGAAGUCGGUGAUGAUUGGCACGGCUCUCACGCACCGCCAGAUGAAGCAGCUGGUGACGCACAUGGGGGAGAUAGAGCAGCCCUGGAACUGCCCCCACGGCCGCCCCACCAUGAGGCACCUGGUGAACCUGGACAUGCUGGUGCCGCUGCAAACACAAGAGUAAUGGUGCUGCUUUGCUCCUCUUCAUUCCAGACACAAGCCCUGCCCUCAUAUUAGUGUGGCCAAGGAAUGGUGUCCCCCCUGAGAACACUGGUGCUGUCACCACGGCUGAACCUGCUCACCCUGCACCAAGACACCCCGCCCUGCUGUGCACUGAGGACACUUUGUCACUCUUUCCUAUCCACUCCACUGGUUGAAUUUGACAUUUGAGACAUUUUUAGUAGUUAUUUAACAUUAAAUUGUCAUUUCAACAGUAAACAUUCAUUAUAUAUUCCCAGUUGUAAAAUUUCCAAUAGUCAGUGGAAGGCGGCAGAGCAUCUUUACCAUAGGUGGGCGUUACGGGCAACAAACUCGUCGCCAACAAGGCUUUUGUUAUCUAUGUAUUAGUUAUCGUGAUCAAUGUUUUCAUCAUCACGCCCAGCUAUGAUCUUUACAGCAGAGGAGAGGGCUUAUCACAGUAAAACAUACAUAAAAUAUUCAUAAUGGCAGUGCUCUCACUGAUUGUCUGGUGUGUUCUAGUCCACUGGAAACAAAUUCUUUCUGUUUGGUGGAGCAGAGUCAAGCAAGGGAUGUGGUGUCAGCUGGGGUGAGAUUGCAAGGUGGGUGCUGACAGUCUACACUUAUACAGGUUAUUCUGGGAGGAGAGUCACACAGGUUAAAUAUCAAGUUAUUCAAGUUUUAAAUAUUCCAUGUUGAAAUGCUUUUUAGUGCGAUGGUUUAGUAGUUACAGGCCAUUUAGAUGCACUAAAAGUUGUCAGAAGGUUACACAAUCCUGUUCCUGUCUAAUCAUAUCAAUAUCCUUAGAAAAAUAUCAAAAAAUAAAGUAACAAUCUCACUCCCUGUAAAUCAGUGUGUUAAUGCUCUUAGUGGGACAAAUGUCAAAGUAAAACAAUAAUGAGGCAGUAGUAGUCAGCACUCACAGCCUCACACCAACACCUGCAGCUUGCUCAGCUCUGCCUCCACUGAACAGACCAUGAAGAUUUACUACCUACAAGUACCACCAGAUAAUUCUCAUGUAAAUAGUCACACCUCUCACAAUUCACAAGUACCUAAUGGUAGUCGUAGUACAAAGUCAUGUCCUCAGGUGGCAAGAUUACAAUGCCAGACUUGUAUGAUGUCAACUACAGUCCUGUGCCACUGAAACCAGCCACUCAUUCCUAUCCUGUUCUUGUCUCUCUCUUCCUUCUGACAUGGUAAGGAGAGCAAAAGCAGCAAAAUAUACAAGAUGUUUCAGCGCUGGGUGAUUGCACAGUAACCCCCGGCCUGUGUGUUGCUGUGGCCAGCCAUGAACAGCCCCUCACCCGGCAGGGGAGGGCUGGUGUUGGUGAGCAGCUCCUCCACUCAUCCUCCAUGUGUCCAAAUUGUUAAGGUUACAUCAAGAAUUACUAAUGUGACACUUGAGGGUGAAGAGCAUUUCAAGGUGUGUGUGUGUGUGUUUUGUGAGGCUGUGGGGGAGUGACUGGGGUUUCUCAACAUACUGUGGGGCUGUGGUGUGUGUGUGUGUGUGUGUGUGUGUGUGUGUGUGUGUGUGUGUGUGUAAAUGGAAUUGUAACAAAAAUGAUUAUUCUUGAAACAUGUUAACAAUAAUUUCUGCCAAUACAAACACUGCACACCAAUGUCCACCAUUCUACCAGCCCUUCAAUAAACCAACAAAACAAAUCUGA